AAUAAACAUAUGUAAAUAACUUUGUUCCAUAUUUCAUACUAUCGAAAACAAAUGAGCCCGUGGAUGUGUUCGCGGUGUUAUUUUAACAAAACUUUUAUCACAGUUCUACCAAUCAUAACUGUCAUUUCUUUAUUCCCUUUUGCCAAGGUUAUUGUGAUUGGUUGGUGGGAGGGUCAAGGCUUGCAUCAGUUGUGGUAACACUGGUUCACCUCACAACACAGAUGACCACCAGACGCGUCAACAGUAGCCUCUGAUGCCUCACCAGUAUGGGGAAGGACAAGACUGCUCAGCGAACUAAAGGCAACAAAAAGCCCUCCAGUAGUGGAAGAACAGCUGAACUACUAGGUGGGGUUUCAGGCUUUGUUGGAUUCAGUGCCUUGCAAGACUUGGGCUAUGUGCCGGCAGCAACACAAGCUGAUGACAGCACAAUAUCUGCUGAAUUUAGAGUUACGUUGCGAAAGAUGACGAAAAAGGAUUCCACAACAAAAAUUAAGGCAUUACAAGAAUUUGAAGUAUUGUGUCAGAAUGAAGAUCAAGAAUCCAUUUUAUCUGCACUUCCUUUUUGGCCACGGCUGUACACCAAGUUAUCAAUAGAUGUCGAGAGGAGGGUACGAGAAGCAACACAGGUAGCACAUGGUGCUUUGGUGACUCAAGUAGGGAAGCAGUUAGCUCCACACCUCAAGUCCAUCAUGCCAUCAUGGAUGUUAGCCAUGGCGGAUCCUUAUCCUCCUGCCGCCACUGCUGCAACAAAAGCUUUCCAGACUGCAUUUUCUGAAGAGAAAAGAGCUGAGGUAAUGAUCUUCUGCUGUAAGGAGAUAAUGGACUUCAUUACUGAUAACCUGUUCAAGCAGACUCCUCAGACACUUUCAGACCCAAAAGUGACCGACCCCGAGGACAUGAAGAACAAGUUCAUCCGUGUACUAGCCUGCUCCCUCAAUGCCGUGAGUCUGCUCUUGACAUCCACUGCUGGAAAUUCAGAGAAGCAGGACCAAAUAAUGACUAUGGUGAUGCCCCUUGUACAGAACCCAUCAUUCUGGAAAAUACCAAAGACUAAACAUCCUUUGGUUCGGAGUGCGUGGUUCUCAACGAUAAAGGACAUGUUUGAGUAUGACCCUCAGUUGUUAGGUAAUUCAGCAGAAGAUCUUAAUGCUACAAUUCUUCCAGCAUUAGAUGACCAGGAUGGCUCUGUGCUAUCUCACAUAUGGAUUGCUUUUCUUCAUCUUUGUGUUGCUCACCCAGGAUUCUGGGGAGACAAAAACAACAAGUCAGUUUUGAAGCGAAUGUAUUCAGUGAUGCGGGAAGGAGCCCGAGGCAGUGCAGGGGAACUAUACCCACAGUUGCUUCCUAUCAUCAGCAUUAUCCCUGAAGAAGCUAUCGAUGAUAAAUGCACAUUCUAUACUGAUUUCUUCAGAGCUAUGACAACUGGAUUGCUGAAAGAGAAAAUUCUGUCAAGCAGUAGAGACGUAUCUUCUAUUAUAAAGUCAUUGUAUGAGUGUCUUUGUUAUGUGAGCAAGAAAGUUAAUGAUACACAACUGUGGGAUACUCUUAUGAAAUACCAGGUGGUUGAACUUCUGAGGUCUUCCUUCACUGACACACCUCAGUUAAGCACCUCGAACCUUUACAGAGAAGUUGCUGGACUUUUACGCUUUUUCUCUGGGAAAUCUCAAACAGGAGAAAAGUUGAAGUUUUUGAAUGAACUUUUUACCCUUUUCUGGAAAAAAAUCAUCCCUGAAUGUGAGAACCUGAUCCAGCAAGGAAGUGAGUCAGUACACUCUAAAAUGAUCACCUUCUUCUAUGUCCUGAAGAACCCACAGUCAACAUUCAGCCACAGAAGAGAGGGAAUAAAGUUUUCUGAUGAAGUUGACAUAAAGGUUCUAUCUGCAGAUGAGAAGUCCACUGAACAAUAUGAGAAAGAGAUAAUUUUCUUAGAAACUACUGGAGUAACAAUUACACCACUGAUAUUCUUUUGUUACAGUAAAUAUUUACAGGAAAAGAGUUUGGCAAUAUAUAAUAUAUUUUCAGCUCUCUUGUCCUCCUUUCCAUCACCUAGUACUUACACUGCCCUCGUACAUGGCUUAGGAGAAGAGAAACCUGUUGAUGCAAGAGAGUUGCUUGAGCAGGUUAUUCUCCCCAAGAUGGAAGAAGAAAACUCUUUUAUAUCUCAACCAACAGUCAACAUUUUCAUGAGUUUAUACGUGUUGCUGGACCAGGCAGAACAAAAACUGGUGCUGAUGAAUUUCAAGCCAUGUCUGUCAGUAUGUGCGUUACGCCUGCUGGUGGAGAAGAUGACAGACCGUAGAGAGAGUGAUGAAGUGGCUGCAGAAUGGUUACUAUCGCCACAGUUGGGCGGCCGUCUUGUUCAGCUGGUAGAUGGACUUUGUGGUCCUGCCAAGGUCUUACCCUCAACUCAACAUUUGAAACAGCAAGAGGAACUCAUUUCUCUGUUCAACUUCGUCCUCAGAAAUGGAAAUAAAAAAGAACCUGUGAUUGCCAUGGAAUACAUUUCACAAAUUCUCACCAAACUUAGUAUUAACUUGAAAGUUAGUGGUCCUGGAGAGAGUGAACCAGAAGACCCAAUGGUACAGCUGGUAGCUAACUUGGCCGGACAACUGUUCAGUAGCUAUGUGUGUUGGCAGACAAGAGGCAUCCAUGAAUUUAUGAAUUCCUUGUUUUUGUUACUUUGUCAGUCCUCAAAGUCCUUGUCCGUGGUUACAGUUGACUUACUCAAGACAACAUUCCUGAAGGCUUUUAAAGGAUUGAUUGCAUCAGUAGCAACAGAUAACCCAGACAAGCUGUUGGAAGAGGGAAGUUGCCUUAGUUCUACAUUAAAAGACAUUAAACAAACUGUGAUAGCAGCCACCUCCACCUUCCACUUAACAAUGGCCAUGGCUGAGCUUACUCAUCAUCUCUUGAUGAUGGUGUUCAAGCAGGUGCCAAAAGAAGACUGCAGUAUCAUGCUUGAUCAUAGCCAAAUACAAGCCAUGUUAAACUUGCUUUUACCCACUGAAGGAGAAUGGGCAGAGUUAGAAGCAAAGCUCUCUCCCAUGUAUGUGGUUUCAGAUAUCCUUCUGGAUAUCAUAUCAUGCAGUGAAUUUCCAUUCCCAAAAAGCAUGCAUGAAAACCUAAAAUGGGAACAUACACAUACACAGAUGUCUAUGUUCAUCUGUGAUUUGCUGUUAUUCUUGAGUGGAUCGGGAGAUGAAGAUGUGAGUAGUAUGAAGGAGGAGCAAGUGUCCCUUGGUCAGUACACUCACCUUGUGGGCUCAGCACUUCACUCUGCCUGCCAUGCCACAGCUGUGCAAGAACUGAAUGAACAUCUCCAGAACAAAACUGUCUCAGAGGACAUAAAAACAGGUACAGAAAAGUUAAAUGAGGACAUGAGGUGCUUGUUAAAAUUGCUGAAUCAGGGAAACAAGAGACUUGUCACAAAGCAAAUCAGAGACAGAUGUAGUGAUGGUAGCAGUUUUUGGUGUGUGACGUUCAUCAAUGUGCUGAACAAUUGGAUGUACGAUGAGGACAUCAACGGUCCGCGGCUGAUGGAUGGCUUAGAAGAAAACUCUCUCGGGUACACCGCCACCAAACAGUGUCUGCUACCCUUGUUGCCUCAAGAAACUAAAGUGGACCUCUUGGCUGAGGAAAUGGGUAAAUUAUCCAGUUACUCUGAAGACCCAUUUUCUGCCACCCCAAGUGUGGCUAUUAUCACAACAGCUUUGUCUUAUGUCCCUUCAUCCGUCACCAAUGAUGUUGUGUGUUCCAUCUUCUCAGUGUUGACACAGUGGAGAGAAAAUGCUGACAACAUAUUCCUAUUUGCCACAGAUGUUACCAACAUGGGCUGGGAGGAUAUUGUGCUGACAUGUUCCUUGGUGCGGUUGGUGUCGGCGUUGGUUAAGAGUCAUGCAGUACACUUUGAUCCAUCUCACUGGGAUUUUAUUUUGUGCUCACUUUCAUCUUGGGUACAGAGUCUUGAAGAAUCUAAAAAGAGUAUUGCCAACGAGACCGUGGCUGGAACAUUUGCAUGUGCAGUUUGCAAAUGUGUUUUUUGUGUCGGUGAGCUUAUGGAGGUAUUGAAAUGCAAUCCCAAGGAACGGGAAAAAUAUCCCCCCAAGCUGUUAGAAGACUGGAUGGAAUUUUUCUCACCUUCUAUGUACAACUCGCUCAUUCCUCUCUUUGUGGAAGUUGCAGCAUCUUACAGAAGAAAUCCAUCCGUCAUCCUGUAUGGGGUGUGUCGUGCAGUUUGUUUUGGUGUGUGUUAUGCAAGCUCAGAUGACUUAGCCAACCACUCUCUCCCUCCCAUCUACAAUGCUACACUUGCAGAAGAAGAAAUGAAGCUGCCAGAUUCUGAACAGAUACUGCUGAAUCACCUGACCCCACUACUGAUGUCAUCACACGCUGCACCACAAUGUACAGCUUAUAUGUUACUGAGUGCUGCCCUGCCAAAAGUCAUGGCCCAGUGGGAGAUGAACCAAAUUGCAAUAAAUGAAGAAGAGGACACUCCACAAAGGCCACUACCAUACUCCAUGAUCAACAUCAUCAAAGAUUGUAGCAAAAUUGUGGAACAAACGUUGGCAGACACAGAAAUGGGUGAUGGUUUUGUGGUACAGCCUGACACCAAGAGUUCAACCUACAUCGCAGGUUACUUACUGGCCUGGAAGUUAACUGUAACCGCCAUCACUUACGCUUCAGACGCCAACCAGCACCAGUACUCGGCCUAUCUUCAGCAGACUAACUUACUCCAAAGUCUUCUACAAAAUCUCUUCAAGCUGAUGCCUCCACAUCCUGUGAUUGAUCACGAAGAUGAUAUAAUGAAUUUGGAGCUGCCUCCAGAUUUUACCUGUAAGACACCAUUAACUAAAUUCAACAGUCGCCUCUACAUCACUCCCUUUGCAAAUGUUACAUCUAGGAUGGUGGCCCAUCUAGCGUGUAAGGUGUAUUAUGAUUGUGUCAGCCGCAUCCCAGCCGCAGUCAGACAAUGGUUUAUAAGUCUGGAUCGUCAACGUCAGCCCAUUGUUGAUGCUUUUACCACUACCUAUGUGUCUCCUAUACUAAUUAAUCAAGAAAUGUCGGCUAUAAACAAAUCAUCUGUGAAGUUUGAUAACAUGACUGUGAAAGGUCGACCAGUAGGGAGGGAAGUGGUGGCCACAUAUACCAUAGAUGAAGCUACCAUGGAGCUGAUUCUCCGUGUAGCCCCAAAUCACCCACUUUCCACAGUCACUGUGGAAGACCAUCAUAGGAUUGGAGUUUCACUUGCUCAGUGGCGAAACUGGCUUCUUGGGAUGAACACAAUGCUGUCAUACCGCAACACACCCUUGUUACAGUCAUUAGUGUUUUGGAAGGAAAAUGUUGACCAGAAGUUUGAAGGCAUUGAGGAAUGCUACAUUUGUUACUACGUCCUGCAUGGGACAAACCACCAGCUGCCAAAACUUCUCUGCCGGACAUGCAAGAAGAAAUUCCACUCGGCUUGUUUGUACAAAUGGUUCAACAGCAGCAACAACUCAACCUGUCCUCUCUGCAGAAGUCUCUUUUAAAGCAACCAUCCAUGGAAGUGUUUACAAAUGUACAGGACUCCUCUACCUUGUGACCGUAGCAUAGAAGAGAAGGGAAAUGGAAUAUUUUUUUUUUCCAAAUUGUAUAUACGGUACACUUAAAAUCUCAGACAUGCAGAAGCAUUUAUUAUGAUAAAUCACUACAAAAUGAAUUUAUAUAGAAUGUUUUUCUCUCUCCAACUGAAAACAGAGUAUAACUAGACAAUGGACAUCCAGCUAGUACAACUAUCUGUUUUGAAGCAGACAUUAUACUUCCUACUAAAGUCAAGUCUCCAUAUCAGUGUUCACAACAUUGUAUGGAGUGUUAUGCAGAUACAAUAGAACCUGUUUAUAGUACACCGGAUUUAGCUUUUUUCGGACUCUCUUGAGGUGCUCCUCUAUUCACCAAAAAUAUUUGUAAACGUCCGGAAAAUCCAGCAUCAUUCCGGACCAGUUUGUGUACUCAUACAUGUGGCUGAAUGUCUGUGCUUGGCUGUCGCACUGCAUUUGCCUCAUUCCAAGUCCUGCUUUCAUAUGACUCGUGUCAGUGUGUCGCACCUCGCUGCCUACACUCAUUUACAUGAACUUUUUAUAUAUAGUAUAUGUAGUAUCUUUAACAGGGAUACUUGAGGGUUUUAAGAAAUGGGUUAAAAUAAUGUAAAAUACUGUACAUAUUUUAAUAAAUAUAUAAAAUUAAAAAAAUUAAAACUCUUUUGAAAAGAAUAACACUUGCUCACUAAAUAUUGUACAGUGGUCUAAUCAGAUUUGCUGUAGGUAUUACAAAAGGUAAGACACUGUGUAUGUAAGCAGGCUGGGGUUUGUGAAGGAGAGGUGGCUGAACGGGCAUUGCUGCAUUCGUCAGGUUUAUUUAUUGAUUCAGUAUUAUAUGCUUGUAUGAUCAACCUCUUUUGGUGUAUGGUUCAUCGUGUGUAAUAUAAUCUCUUCAAUAAUUGAGGAAAAAAUACAAUAUAUGUAAUUUAUAAGUUGACUUGAAAAUAAAAGGAUAAGCUGUGUCGGAAGGUAUUCACUCAGGAUGCGUUAAUGUGAGAGCUUUCAGCAAAUUAGCUUACAACAGGGUCACUAUGACAUACUGUACUGUAAAGUAUUUGCUAUGGAGUUACUUUCCUAACAAUGCUAUUUACUACCUUUGAGUGAUACAUGUUGGCUCAAUUUGGCUACUUGUACAACUUAGACAACUGAUUAAUGAAUAUACCAGGGUAUAUGCAGAUGCAUAAUACACUACAUUUUUAUUAAGUGCUGAUAAAUAUACAAUAAUAGUAUUUAUUAAGUGGUGAUAAAUACACUACAGUACUUACUAAGUGCUAAAGACACAUGUUGUGGUAAGCAUGAGUGGUGAGAGGGAGCUAGGCCGAGCAGCUGUUUGCCCUUUGUAAACAAUUGGGUCAUGGUUUUGAGUAUGGUAUUCUUUUUUCAGGAAAGGUGAUUAUUUUAUGGUAAUAUUUUAUCAACCUGACACCAAAUGAAAUUGCAGUAAGUUAUGUUAAAGGGAUCUUGGUAGAGAGGGGUCGCCUGCUGCUCUCAUCUCCCACAUACAGUAUACCCCUACACUCUUAUUAUUUUUCUUAUUUUAAUCUUUUUAUCUUUGUAGUACUGUACUGUACAGUACAGUACUACAAUUUUUUCUUUAUUCAUAAGUAAAAUUCUGUGUUUACUUACAUAUAACACUUUACAGUUUGUAAACCUUGUUAUGUACUUAAAGACUUUGGUUGUUGAAGCACAGUAAUAACAUUUUAUAACACCAACUGAUUUUCUUUAAACAGUCCAGACAACCAUUGUUUUUGCCACCCCCCUCCCCCCAUAUAUUUGGAAUUUCACAUUUUCCAGACUGGGGUCUGUCCCAAUUUGUCCGGUGUACAGUAUCGAGGUACUACUGUAUUUUGACAAGACUCCAAAUGGGUUUAUACAGUGUGAUCACCAAACAAAGUAAACUCCAAUAUCAGAUAACUAUAUCCAAGUCAUGUCUGAUGAUUAAACAUUAAGGUACAGUAUUGUGAACUCUUGUAUUACUGCAGUUAUUGUUAUAUGAGUUUGUAUAAAUACAGUGUAAAGUGUAGAACAUCAAACCUGAGUCACUAUCAUACAGGUCAAGGUAACAAAAACUUGUUUAAAUGAUAACUUUGGUGUGUUAAUGAAGAUAUAUUUUGUUAAAACUUAUAAUGAAUUUGUAUUUUGUACAAUAUUAUCUAGACUAAGUCAAAAUGAGUUCCUCAGUUGAGAUGGCCUGUUUGAGGCAUUCCAGUUACAGCAAAUAGAAUAAUAAGCCAGCUUAUUAGUAAAGCUCUAUUAUAAAUCAUUUAUAAAUCAUUAAGCAUUUUAGUGUACAGUUGAUGCUGUAUAUGGGCAGUAAUAAGGUAUAUGGAAGAUCUCACUGAUGGCCAGAAACUUGACAUGUUUUAAUACUAUAUUUUUGGUAAUUCUGAAUUUUCAUGAACCCUUAGGAUACAACAACCUUGUGUAGAAUUGGAGGUCAACUGUGGAGUUUUCUUCACAUUGCUACUAAUAUAAUCCCAAAUAAAACUCAUUUAAGGUU
Homarus americanus (American lobster) is the source of this 8073-nucleotide messenger RNA. RefSeq names its product E3 ubiquitin-protein ligase listerin-like (gene Ltn1). Gene Ontology annotation, molecular function: ribosomal large subunit binding; zinc ion binding; ubiquitin protein ligase activity. The transcript is spliced from 25 exons. Bases 267 to 5525 code for a protein of 1752 amino acids. The record is from RefSeq and is a predicted model, not a curated record. Gene Ontology annotation, biological process: rescue of stalled cytosolic ribosome; ribosome-associated ubiquitin-dependent protein catabolic process. Lineage: Eukaryota; Metazoa; Arthropoda; Malacostraca; Decapoda; Nephropidae. Gene Ontology annotation, cellular component: cytosol; RQC complex.